Messenger RNA from Lemur catta (Ring-tailed lemur), 4051 nucleotides. RefSeq names its product protein tyrosine kinase 2 beta (gene PTK2B). The transcript has 31 exons. The record is from RefSeq and is a predicted model, not a curated record. Lineage: Eukaryota; Metazoa; Chordata; Mammalia; Primates; Lemuridae. Gene Ontology annotation, molecular function: protein tyrosine kinase activity; ATP binding. Gene Ontology annotation, biological process: signal complex assembly; protein phosphorylation. Gene Ontology annotation, cellular component: cytoskeleton; focal adhesion. The coding region runs from base 188 to 3217 and encodes 1009 amino acids.
AGGAGGGGGAACACAAACCUGUCAGCCUCUUACUCAGCUGCAGCCUCUGGAGCCGCCGGCGCCCUACCUGCCGGGCCGCUCACCUGUGCCUGCCGCGGCCCAACUCACCUGGCCGAGCCGAGGAGCCGUCGCCGGGCCGCGCCUCGCUGGGACUGCGAUGUGCCGGCCCUAGCUGCCGUCUGAGAGGAUGUCUGGGGUGUCCGAGCCCCUGAGCCGAGUAAAGGUGGGCACGUUACGCCGGCCUGAAGGCCCCCCGGAGCCCAUGGUGGUGGUACCGGUAGACGUGGAAAAGGAAGACGUGCGCAUCCUCAAGAUCUGCUUCUACAGCAACAGCUUCAAUCCCGGGAAGAACUUCAAACUGGUCAAAUGCACGGUGCACACGGAGAUCCGGGAGAUCAUCACCUCCAUCCUGCUGAGUGGCCGCAUCGGGCCCAACAUCCAGCUGGCCGAGUGCUACGGGCUGAGGCUGAAGCACAUGAAGUCGGACGAGAUCCACUGGCUGCACCCGCAGAUGACGGUGGGCGAAGUGCAGGACAAGUAUGAGUGUCUCCACGUGGAAGCCGAGUGGAGGUAUGACCUUCAGAUCCGCUACUUGCCGGAAGACUUCAUGGAGAGCUUGAAGAAAGACAGGACCACGCUGCUGUACUUUUACCAACAGCUCCGGAACGACUACAUGCAGCGCUACGCCAGCAAGGUCAGCGAGGGCAUGGCCCUGCAGCUCGGCUGUCUAGAGCUCAGGCGGUUCUUCAAGGACAUGCCCCACAAUGCACUGGACAAGAAGUCCAACUUUGAGCUCCUGGAAAAGGAAGUGGGACUGGACUUGUUUUUCCCAAAGCAGAUGCAGGAGAACUUAAAGCCCAAGCAGUUCCGCAAGAUGAUCCAGCAGACGUUCCAGCAGUACGCCUCGCUCAGGGAGGAGGAAUGCGUCAUGAAGUUCUUCAACACGCUCGCCGGCUUUGCCAACAUCGACCAGGAGACCUAUCGCUGUGAACUCAUUCAAGGAUGGAACAUCACCGUGGACCUGGUGAUCGGCCCUAAGGGCAUCCGCCAGCUGACCAGCCAAGACGCAAAGCCCACCUGCCUGGCCGAGUUCAAGCACAUCAGGUCCAUCCGGUGCCUCCCGCUGGAGCAGGGCCAGGCGGUGCUGCAGCUGGGCAUCGAGAGCGCCCCCCAGGCUUUGUCCAUCAAAACCUCGUCCCUUGCGGAGGCUGAGAACAUGGCUGACCUCAUAGACGGCUACUGCCGGCUGCAGGGGGAGCACGGAGGCUCUCUCAUCGUCCAUCCCAGGAAAGACGGUGAGAAGCGGAACAGCCUGCCCCAGAUCCCCAUGCUAUCCCUGGAGGCCCGGCGGUCCCAACUCUCAGAGAGCUGCAGCAUCGAGUCAGACAUCUACGCGGAGAUUCCCGACGAGACCCUGCGAAGGCCCGGAGGUCCGCAGUAUGGCGUCGCCCGCGAAGACGUGGUUCUGAAUCGUAUCCUCGGGGAAGGCUUCUUUGGGGAGGUCUAUGAAGGUGUCUACACGAAUCACAAAGGGGAGAAAACCAACGUGGCCGUCAAGACCUGCAAGAGGGACUGCACUCUGGACAACAAGGAGAAGUUCAUGAGCGAGGCAGUGAUGAUGAAGAACCUCGACCACCCGCACAUCGUGAAGCUGAUCGGCAUCAUCGAAGAGGAGCCCACCUGGAUCAUCAUGGAGCUGUACUCCUACGGGGAGCUGGGCCACUACCUGGAGCGAAACAAGAGCUCCCUGAAGGUGCUCACCCUGGUCCUGUACGCGCUGCAGAUAUGCAAGGCCAUGGCCUACCUGGAGAGCAUCAACUGCGUGCACAGGGACAUCGCCGUCCGGAACAUCCUGGUGGCCUCCCCUGAGUGUGUGAAGCUGGGGGACUUUGGCCUUUCCCGGUACAUUGAGGACGAGGAAUAUUACAAAGCCUCUGUGACUCGUCUCCCCAUCAAAUGGAUGUCCCCAGAGUCUAUCAACUUCCGCCGCUUCACGACAGCCAGCGACGUCUGGAUGUUUGCCGUGUGCGUGUGGGAGAUCCUGAGCUUUGGGAAGCAGCCUUUCUUCUGGCUGGAGAACAAGGACGUCAUCGGGGUGCUCGAGAAAGGGGACCGGCUGCCCAAGCCCGACGUCUGUCCGCCUGUGCUGUACACCCUCAUGACCCGCUGCUGGGACUACGACCCCAGCGACCGGCCCCGCUUCACGGAGCUCGUGUGCAGCCUCAGUGACAUUUAUCAGAUGGAGAAGGACAUUGCCAUAGAGCAAGAGAGGAAUGCUCGCUACCGACCCCCCAAAAUCUUGGAGCCUACGGCCUUCCAGGAACCCCCACCCAAGCCCAGCCGGCCCAAGUACAGACCCCCUCCGCAAACCAACCUUCUGGCCCCCAAGCUGCAAUUCCAGGUCCCAGAGGGUCUGUGUGCCAGCUCUCCCACGCUCACCAGCCCUAUGGAGUACCCGUCUCCCGUUAACUCUCUGCACACCCCGCCUCUCCACCGGCACAAUGUCUUCAAGCGCCACAGCAUGCGGGAGGAGGACUUCAUCCGGCCCAGCAGCCGAGAGGAGGCCCAGCAGCUGUGGGAGGCCGAGAAGAUCAAGAUGCGGCAGAUCCUGGACAAGCAGCAGAAGCAGAUGGUGCUGGAUUACCAGUGGCUGCGGGAGGAGGAGAAGUCCCUGGACCCCAUGGUUUACAUGAACGACAAGUCCCCGUUGACCCCGGAGAAGGAGGUCGGCUACAUGGAGUUCACGGGGCCCCCGCAGAAGCCACCGCGGCUGGGUGCGCAGGCCAUCCAGCCCACAGCAAACCUGGACCGGACCGACGACCAGGUGUACCUCAACGUCAUGGAGCUGGUGCGGGCCGUGCUGGACCUCAAGAACGAGCUCUGUCAGCUGCCCCCCGAGGGCUACGUCGUGGUGGUGAAGAACGUGGGGCUGACCCUGCGGAAGCUCAUCGGGAGCGUGGACGACCUCCUGCCCUCCUUGCCAUCGUCUUCACGGACAGAAAUUGAGGGGACCCAGAAACUGCUCAACAAAGACCUGGCAGAGCUCAUCAACAAGAUGCGGCUGGCGCAGCAGAACGCGGUCACCUCCCUGAGCGAGGAGUGCAAGCGGCAGAUGCUCACGGCCUCCCACACCCUGGCUGUGGACGCCAAGAACCUGCUCGACGCCGUGGACCAGGCCAAGGUUCUGGCCAACCUGGCCCACCCGCCUGCAGAGUGACUGAGCUCGGGGGCUGCCUGCCUGCGUCUUCCACCCCCACCUGUCGUGUACCUUCCCUGCCUUGCCUUCGGCCACGCAGGUCUCCUUGGGGGCAAGGCCUGGCCUCUCUGCACGACCCCCUCUCCCCACCCCACCCCAGACUGAGCUGCCCAGGCUGCAGCUGGACAGAGGGGACCCUGAGCUGUGGACACGGGGUGGGGUGACAAAGGUGGCUCGGAGGGGACAGUGCUGCUGCCCGGCCAGCCCUCCCCAUCCCAGCCUGGCCCAUGCUGGGCACUCGUAGUGGGGGUGGGGGGGGCGCGUGGGGUGUCACGUGGUGGCCCCAGCAGCCGAGAUGGCAGGCCGAUUUGGGAACCAAGCCACUCCUCCUCUUUCCUCUUCAGCCGUCAGAGGUCCCCUGAUUCACGGAGGGGCCCGGGAGGGGCUUUAUUCGUGGGGUCGGGGGCUGGUGAGAUGAGGGAGGAGCCUGGCGUUCGUGUACAGUGUAUAGUGGAAUUUAUUUAAUGUGAGUUUGGUCUGGACUGACAGCCGUGUGCCCUGCUGCGGGAACCUGGAACGCGGGCCAGGAACAGGCUAAUUGGGAGCGUGGGGACAGCACAGGACGCUGCGUCGUCAGCAAACCGGGUGUCGGGAAAGACGCGGAGAGACGCGUCCGAGUCUGGGCCUCGGCCGAGCCCGCUCUCUCCUUCUCCCUUUUCUUCCCUCCCUUCUUUUCUCCUCUCUUUUCUUACGCCUCCCCCUUCUCCCUGCCCCUUUUCUCACGUGUUUGUGCGGAACACUCUUUUAUCGUCUUUCUAUUUGACUUGUGGCUGAAUUAAAAUCAUUGCCAUUUGC